Metarhizium brunneum ARSEF 3297 is the source of this 1200-nucleotide messenger RNA. RefSeq names its product Proteinase R. NCBI's taxonomy places the organism in Eukaryota, Fungi, Ascomycota, Sordariomycetes, Hypocreales, Clavicipitaceae. The record is from RefSeq and is a predicted model, not a curated record. Gene Ontology annotation, biological process: proteolysis. Gene Ontology annotation, molecular function: serine-type endopeptidase activity.
AUGCAUCCUACACUGUCACUCCUUUUUUCCAUUCUGCCCCUGACGUUGGCCAGCCCAACUCGCAAGCGGUCCGAGCCGGCACCGCUGAUUAUUCCUCGUGGCGAGGCCUUCACCCUCGUUCCCGAUGAGUACAUUGUCAAGCUCAAGAAGGGCUGCGCCAAGGCUGCGCUGGACGACGCCAUGAAGAUCAUGCCCGGGGACGCUGACCAGGUGUUUGACUCCAUCUUCAAGGGCUUCACUGGCAGGCUGGACUCUUCUUCGCUCGAUGCCCUGCGUGAUAACCCCGAUGUCGACUACGUCGAGCAGAACGCCUACUACGAAGCAUACAGCGUGACUACCCAGCAACAGGCCCCCUGGGGUCUUGCUCGACUCUCCCACAGACGCCCCGGCGCAAGCGACUACAUCUACGACGAGAGCGCCGGCGAGGGAACAUGCGCCUACGUUGUCGACAGCGGUCUCGACGCCGCACAUCCCGAGUUUGAGGGCCGCGCCCAUUUCCUCGGGACCUUUGUCGGCGACCAAAACGACAACUGCCUCCACGGCACGCACGUGGCGGGCACCAUCGGCGGGCGGCAGGUCGGCGUGGCCAAGAAGACCACCAUCUACGGCAUCAAGGUGCUCGACAUGAACCGGGAGCAAAAGUGCGGCGCCGACACGUCCGUCAUCAUCGCGGGCAUCGAGCACGUCGCCCGGGACGCCGCGGAGCGCCACUGCCCCAACGGCGUCGUCGUCAACCUCAGCCUGGGAGGGGGCUGGUCGCAGGCCAUGAACGAGGCCGCCGCGGCCCUGGUCCGCCGGGGCUUCUUCGUGGCGGUCGCCGCGGGCAACGGCGACCAGAACCACAACCCCAUGGACGCGGCCUCCGUCUCCCCGGCCUCGGAGCCCUCCGUCUGCACCGUCGGCUCCGUCGACAGCCGCGACCGGCCCGCCCGCGACUCCAACUACGGCGACGUCGUCGACGUCCAGGCCCCCGGCGUCGAGGUCGUGUCCGCCCGCGCCGGCGGCGGCUACAUCACCAUGUCGGGCACCUCCAUGGCCGCCCCCCACGUUGCCGGCCUGGGUGCGUACUUGCUGGGCCUGCGCAAGGCCUCGGCUUCCAACCUGUGCAGCUACCUCCAGGAGAGUGCUUUGCAGAACUCCAUUUCGGGCUUGCACUGGGGCACCAGGAACUUGCUUGUCCAGAACGGCGUUGGUGCUUAA